Messenger RNA from Jaminaea rosea, 2759 nucleotides. Its product is annotated as acyltransferase-domain-containing protein. The transcript is spliced from 2 exons. NCBI's taxonomy places the organism in Eukaryota, Fungi, Basidiomycota, Exobasidiomycetes, Microstromatales. Gene Ontology annotation, cellular component: mitochondrial membrane. The record is from RefSeq and is a predicted model, not a curated record. The coding region runs from base 102 to 2576 and encodes 824 amino acids.
CCUGGCACUCACGCACGCAGCACGGACGCACCUCUUCCCCUCGCUCCCCUUCCUCACCUUCAUUCGGCCUCAUUGAUACCCUCGCCCUUCCACGCCUCACCAUGUCAAAACGCCCUCGCCGCCCGCUCAUUGCCUCUAUCAGCGACCUCAAUUCCCCCUCGCUCCCUGCUUCUUCUUCUUCCUCCUCCUCCGCGUCGUCCGGUAAUGACUUCAACCUGCCCACCACCACCUCCUCCCCUCGCGACAUGAACGUCGUCGAGACAUACGAAGCGCAUCUUCGCCAGAAUCCACGUCGCUUCAUGGAACAGCUUCUUGCCGCCUGGAAUGGUCAGGGCUGGCGUGGCUACACCGACUAUAUCGGCGCUCGCAUCUUGAUCGCGGGCCAAUCGCAGCAGAUGGCCAACGAGGUUAUGAGCAGCGACAGUGUCCAGUCCCGCAUCAAAGCGCUUGCUGCGUCGAGAGCAGAGGCAUUGUUCUCUGAGAGGACCAUAGAGGCACAAGCAGAUGAGGGCGUGCGGCAACGAUAUCGUGCUGCAAAGGAAAAGACGCGGCGUGACCUCGAGGCGCAACUGCACCACGUCGCUGAUCAGCAGGUACAGAUCUCCAUUGGUCGACUCGACUCGCUGUCCUUUAUCAAGGUAUUUGCUGCAGCCGUCAACAAUAUUCUCACGCGGAUGUACCAUCAGGGCAUCCACCUCAACAUCCCGCAGGUGCUCGAGUUGAGACGCAUAGCGGCAAAGGCGGCGGAAAAGGGGCAGAGCAUCAUCUUCUUGCCAUGUCACAAGAGUCACAUCGACUACUUGACCGUGAGCUGGCUGCUCUUUAGAGUCGGGCUGAGUCUGCCGGCCAUCGUAGCGGGGGAGAACCUCGACCUACCCAUCGUCGGCAACAUUCUACGCGGCGGCGGAGCCUUCUUCAUUCGUCGCACCUUCUCAGGCGACCAGCUGUACCCCGUCGUCAUCCGCGAGUACAUCGAGCGACUCCUGUCGUCCGGCCGUAACAUGGAAUGUUUCAUCGAAGGGACGCGAUCGCGAACGGGCAAGCUUCUCCCGCCCAAGCUUGGUAUCCUCAAGUACGUCGUCGAGGCGAUGCAGACGGGAAGGACGAACGGGGAUGUGUGGAUCUGCCCGAUCAGCUUGCAGUACGAUAGCGUCAUUGAGAGCGAGACGUACGUGAGCGAGUUGCUGGGCAAGCCCAAGGAGAAUGAGAGCCUGUUUGGCCUGCUCUCCGGAUCUUCCUCGGUCCUCUCGCUCAAGCUCGGACGCAUCGAUGUACGCUUCCAUGAGCCAUGGUCCCUGCAAGGAUUCGUCGAGGAGCAAAGGCAGCGUCGCGAGGGCAGGCUGCGCUCCGUGACCGAGGAGACGCGCAUCGACUUUGCAAAUAACAGUGCACACAAGCUCAUGCUCCUCAAGGCGCUCGGAUAUCGCGUCCUCGCAGACAUCAAUCGCGUCAGCGUCGUCAUGCCCGCUGCCUUGGUGGGGACCGUCCUCCUCACGCUGCGUGGUCGCGGCGUAGGUCGUGCGGCUUUGGAACGCAAGGUCGAUUGGCUGCGAGGCGCAAUCCAGCGCAAAGGCUACUCGGUCGCUGACUUCGGCAGCAUGACCACGAGCGAGGUAGUGGAGCGCGCCCUCGGCCUGAUGCGCCCGCUCGUCGAGAUUCAAGAUGGCCAAGAGGUGAUGGAAGAGACGAUUCUCCCCUCGAAGCGCUUCGAGUUGAGCUUCUAUCGUAAUCAAGUCAUCCACGUAUUCGUCAACGAGGCGCUUCUUUGCGCUGCGCUCUACACAAAGGUCAAGCAGGGGGGAACGGCACCGAUGCAGACGAUGACUCGCUCGCAGGUGCUGGUGGAGAGCGCUUUCCUUUCAGGGAUUCUGCGCAACGAAUUCGUCUACGGGACAGAGGGGGUGGAAACAAACGUGGACCAGACGGUGCGCGCUUUAAUCGGGGACGAGGUGCUACAGUGGGAAGAGGGCGAUGGCGAGGAGCGCAAACUCGGUCUCGCCAGCAUCGAACGUGAACGAGGUCGCGAAUCCUUCGACUCGUUCCUCUUCCUCAUCUGGCCCUUUGUCGAGUCCUAUUGGCUGGCAUGCUGUUCGCUCCUCCUCCUUGCACCCCCGCAUGCCGAUCAAGAUCCAACGCGCAUCCUCUGGUUCAACAGCAAGGACUUUGAGAAACGUGCACAGCUCUUCGGCAAGACGCUCUAUCAGCAAGGGGAGCUGGCUUAUUUGGAGGCGAUCAAUAGCGCGACACUCAGUCAAGCGCUGGGCAGGUUCGAGGAGAUUGGCCUCAUCAUGCGGAGGAAGAGCGAUGCAGUCAAGCCCGUACCGCUCAUCGCGUUGAGCCAGGAGUACAAACCGCGCUACGAUGCAGAGGGGGCACUUCUCGGUGAAGACGGAGGGAGCGCGGGCAGGCUGUGGGAGAUGUUAGAGCACUUGAGCUCUUUCAGGCGCGAAGGUAAGGAGAGACGUGAGACUUUGUUGGGCGAAAGAGUGAUGCGGCAUGUACGCGGGGAUGAUAGUGUGGUGGUUGAGGUGACGAGGGUUAAGGAGGAGGGAAAGAGGGAAGAGGGCAGAUUGUGAGUGCGACGAAAGGGGGAGGCUAUGCUUCUAAACAGGUCUUCGAGCGAGGUUUGCGAUAAUGUGGCGGUGGAAAUAAUAGCAAUGGACUCGCCUUCAUACCACGGCGGCAAUGUAGCUCAACCUCUUCUGAGCGAACGAGCAGCAGGCUGUCCCUCCUCGUAGUCGACGCGUGUUGGCCUCGUG